UUGGAAGGGGAUCCAGCCAGCCCAGGGUACUGGGGAGCCAUAGAUGGUGAGCCGGGCAGGGAUACAAACCCCAUCUCAGACCUCUCAUUGUGCACAAUGGACUAAUGUCCCGGAAACUGCUUCCAGCUCUCACUCCAGCCUUUUCCUUCCUUUGGCUAAGAAUAGGCCCCCUAGCCUCAGCGGAAGCCACAGCCACAGGGGGUACGUCCUGAGCCUCAGCUCCCACAUCACCCCAGCAGCCUCAAGCCUGACUCCUCCUCCCUUCCUUGACAGUGUGGUUGGGAGCCAGUGCCAAGAAAUUUCAGCCCCUGGCCACACCUGAUGGUCUCAAGGCUCUGCACCAUAUUACAGUCUGCCUCAGUUUCACCAUUCAUACUGAGCUCUGUCACCUCCACACAACAAAGUUGGAUGUCCUUCAGCCAUUGCCUGAUUCUCCAAACCAGACAUGUCCUUAUCUCGGGUCAAGGGACAGAGGAAGAACCUACAACAGCCUCUCUGCCCCCAAUCCCAACUUGUCUGCGUCAAGAACGAGCACAGCCGGCUGUUCUCGUCCCACCGCAGCCCCACAUCCUCACCCCUGACAUUCUUACCAGUGCCUUGUGCCCCGGGCCAGCAUACCUAACCACCCUACAAACCCCAGUCUUCCCCACAGCAUUGCUUCCUAGCCAAAUGUGGAGGGGGACAUUUGCUUUGCGCAGCCCUGAGCAUGGAACCCUGGUGUGGUCAGUGUCCAUCCCAUCCCUAGCUUAUGGGAUGGAUAGACUUAAGGGCAGGCCCAGCUAGGAAACCAGAGAGGAACUACAGAAAGUCCACCAGGGUAGAGGCAAGUCAGGGCUCAGCACUGAAUGUUAGGAUGGGUGGGACUGACUGAGGGACCCUCAGAAGUGAGACCGGAAGGGGCGGUGCAGUAGGCAAGGGGUUUCCUGCCGCUGACAGGAGUCUGGCUGAACCUGGGAAGAGGGGAACUGGGAGGUUGGGGUCACAGCCAGGCCAGGCAUCCAAUCCCCACCAGGACCUGUCAGAGCCAAAGGGGCCCAAGGUCACCUCCCCCACCUAGGUCCCCGCCUCAAGCCACAGGGCACAGGACUAACAGCCCCUGCCUGGCCCAGCUAUUCCAGGCAACUGUCAGGGCUUCCGCAGUGAGUCUGCAGGGGAGGGUUCCCCAAGACUGCUACAUCUCUGGAGGACAGCCUGGUCUGCAGCCUGCCCUGCUGCGCUGCACCCCUCCCCCACCACAGCCUUCUCCUGCCUCCCUGCAGUUAGGCUGGAGCUGGCCUUGCCAUCCAGAGACCCUGGAAGGUGCCUGGACAACCAUAGUGAGGGAGACUCCCCUUCCUGCUCUUUGCCUCGCCUGGAACAGCACAGAGAGAUCUGGGUCCAGACAGCUGAGAUGAGUCCCUCCUCUCCCUGAUGUGAGGUUACAGCACUGUGCCCAGGUGAGCCUCUAUAGUGCCUGGGGAGCCCAGAUCACCAGCCCCUCCGCUGUGGCCUGUCCACUCUGAUGAUAGUGGCCAGGUACCCAAGGUCCCCGAAGGGGCUCCAGUGGUCUUAGCCUGGGCCAGUGCAGUUCGCCUGGUGGCACGUGGGUAUACUGGUUUCCUGUGUCUGGGCCAGAAUUCUCUGGCAAUGCUAGAGUUGAGCCAGGAUGGAUUGGAGCUGGGGGCUGCACCAAGGUGUGGCUGGAGGCUGUACGCACACAGGCUCAUCACACAUGUCCUGUCCAGACGGGCAUCCAUCGACUCCAGGGCACGGUGCCAGGUGGCCCCUCCUCCCAGCCCACCUGCACCCUGGAGCUACGGCACAAACAGGAAGCAGACGGUUUGAGGGACAGCUGUGGUAAGCCUGAGGGUCUGUGGGGUUGUGGGGCACACACACCCUGGGUGUUUGGGGUGUUGGCAGAGAUGCCUACUGGGCACAGCUGAGGCCAAGGUUCAGCUCAGGAGCUCCUAGGCAGAAAGCCACCAGGGGAGGCAAAUUCGAUUCACGGGGGAAACUGAGGCUGUGUAGGGUGGCCAUGGGUGACAGACGUGCAGAGAGCCCAGGCUGCUCUGAGGCCUGCUGCAGAGGCUUGUUGGAGAUGGGUGAGCUGGGGAGAGGAGGAGGGGCCUAGCAAUCAGAGCCCAGCCACACACCACAUUCCACCAAGGCUGGAACUUGGCCACCCAGCCUGGGCCUCAAGGAAUGGGGACCAGCGUCCCAGGGCACACGUAUACAAGAAUGAGGCCCCAUCCCAGACAGAACACCACUGCCUACCGCUCCCAACAGUGGAGACAGGGCUCAGGAAUGCAGGACCACCCCACAUCCCAGUGACUUCUUUGGCUCCCGGGUGUCCAAAGCUGGGGUGUGGUGGCCUGCGCCUGUCACCCCAGCUUCAGAAGCUGGGGGCAGAUGACUCUCAGGGAGUUCCAGGCCAGCCUGGUCUACACAGUCAGAGUCUGCAGGAGGACAAACAGAAUUCCUGAGCCUUGACAUUCCCAGGCCCAAAGCUCCUUGCUGCAAGGCUGUGGAACCUGAUAGGGCGCAGAGACACCAAGUAAGUCUCCCGAGACCACACAGCAUGGGCUGCUGCCCAGGGUGGGAGGCUGCCAGGCAGGCCUCAGGUCUCGCCUAGGCAACUUGAGCUCACUGUUAUCACUUGAACCCCAGAGGGGGUGAGGGACUGAGGGAGGGAGGGAGAGAGAGAGGGAGGGAGGGAGGGACUGGCAACUGCUGUCCAUCCUUGAUGCUGGGCUCCAACUUGACUUCCUGGGCCAUAGAGCUGGGGGCUGGGCUUGUUCUUUCCCGGGCACAGCAGGUAUGAGGGACCUGGUGUCCUUGGCGAGGCUGGGCCAAGGACUGGACAGAGGAGGGGAUCGGCCGCCAAUGCAGCCGGCCUUGGGAAAGGGAGCAUCAAUCCCGGGGACCUAGCACAGAAACUCAAAGAUGUGCAUAACACUUCAGAGCGAGAGGGAGCUAUCCAUCAGUCCGCCCACCCUGUCCUCAGAGCCAGGGGGAGCUAUCCACCAGACUGCCCGCCCUGUCCUUAUCCUAGCUUCAGUCUCUCCCCUGGAUCCUCCUCUGGAUGGUGCCAGCCAGGCAGUGACCUCCUAAGGGGAACAUGGAAGCAGUGCCUACUAGGCUGCUUCUACCUGCAGGGAGCAUUCUGGGUUGCAUAAAUUAAACACCUACUGUGUGCCAGAUGUAGGUGCAAGAAAUAAUUGUUCUCAGCAUCAGCUGUCUUUACCAGAGGUGAAACUGAGGCUCUCUGUGGGGAUGUGGGGACAAGAACAGAGGAUACAUCCUGAACCCUGAGGAACUACCUGUUAAAACCCUGGAGCUCAGUGGGAGGGAAGAGGGGUCUGGAGAUGGGAAGGGAGAAAUGAAAAGCCAAGGGCUGGGGCUAGGGAUUUAGCUCAGUGGUAGAGCGCUUACCUAGGAAGCGCAAGGCCCUGGGUUCGGUCCCCAGCUCCGAAAAAAAGAACCAAAAAAAAAAAAAAAAAAGAAAAAAGAAAAGAAAAGCCAAGGGCUAAUGAUGUGGUUCACUGGAUAAAGGUGAUUGCAGCCAAGCCCGACAAUCUGAGUUCAACCCCCCAAGACCCAUGUGGUGAAAGGUGAGCCCUAACACCCACCAGGUUGUCCUCUGACCCCCACACUGGACUGUCCUUGUACACCCCCACGAUAAUUAUGUAAAUUAAAAAAACAAAAACUACGCAAGGCCCUGGGUUCGGUCCCCAGCUCCGAAAAAAAGAACCAAAAAAAAAAAAAAAAAAACCAAAAACUAAUAAAAAAAGGUCAAACAUGGUUCACACACCAAGAAUCUGAGGAAGGAAGGAUCAGCAAGAAUUGUUGCCAGCCUGGGCUGCACAGGAAGGAACACAGGGUGAGAGACAUUAUGCUACUGUCUGUCUCUGGUCUCUGGCCUUGGUUUUUGUUUUUUUGUUUGUUUUUUUCUUUUUUAAAAUCUCACUGUGUACCUUACACUGGCAGCAAUCCUCCUGCCAGAGCCUUUCCAGUGUUGUGAAGGAUUUUGUUGUUGAAUAGUCUCACUUUUAGAUGACCCCAUAUCCAGCCUUAGUUCUGUAGUCUUUGUCCCUUCCGCCCCUGCACCCCUCCCCUCCUGCCCCACACCGGUCUCUGCUGGAGUCCUCCCCGGGGACAUGUUGCCAUUGGGCUGUUUUUUCAUUCCGAAAAUGGAGCAGGAACUUCUUGGGUCCGUUUCUUAUUAUAAAAGUGACGUCAGGGGAGAAAAGGAACGGCCCACACCGCUUCAGUGGGAGCGUCCCAGCAGGUAACUAACCCUGGCCAGAACGACUGCACCCACAACCUCAUAGGCUAGAUGGAUGACAGAUGGGGAGCUGAGGCCACACAGUGAGUACUAGGGCUGGAACUGCAACCUGGGGUGCAGGGUAUCAGGACACAUCUGUCAUUCCAGCUCCUCAGGAGGUUGUCAGGAUGACUAGGAGUUCCAGGCUGGUCUGGGCCACUUCAUAGGGUCAGAAGCAGCCUUGGGACUAACAGUGGUCAGGCAGUCAAAGACUGCCUCAAAGAAAGGUUAUUUUGUUCGUGGGUCAUUGAAGACUCGGUAGGAGUUCUCCACAGGCGCUCGAGCCCCGCUAACCAGCCCACCUUGUCUCCCAGGUGCGCCAGAGCCUGCAUCAGCCCAACGUCCCAGUCACCUGCAUCUGAUGGGGUGUUGACCCCCUUAUCACGUCAGGCUCAGGAGCCAUGUGGCUCAACAGCACCUCGCUGGGGGCAUGCUUCCGCCCAGUGAACAUCACGCUGCAGGAGCGACGUGCCAUCGCGUCGCCAUGGUUCGCGGCAUCCUUCUGCGCACUGGGCCUGGGGUCCAACCUGCUGGCGCUGAGUGUGCUGGCCGGGGCGCGACCUGGGGCGGGACCCCGCUCCUCCUUCCUCGCUUUGCUGUGCGGCCUCGUCCUCACCGACUUCCUGGGGCUGCUGGUCACCGGCGCUGUCGUGGCGUCGCAACACGCCGCCUUGUUGGACUGGCGUGCCACUGAUCCAGGUUGCCGCCUUUGCCACUUCAUGGGCGCGGCCAUGGUGUUCUUCGGGCUGUGUCCCCUGCUCCUGGGGGCCGCGAUGGCUGCAGAGCGCUUCGUGGGCAUCACACGGCCCUUCUCACGACCCGCAGCCACGUCGCGCCGCGCCUGGGCCACUGUGGGGCUGGUGUGGGUGGGGGCCGGGACUCUCGGGCUGCUGCCACUGCUGGGGCUCGGCCGCUACAGUGUGCAGUACCCCGGCUCCUGGUGCUUCCUGACUCUUGGGGCGGAGCGCGGCGACGUGGCCUUCGGGCUCAUGUUUGCUCUCCUGGGCAGCGUGUCCGUGGGGCUGUCCCUCCUGCUCAACACCGUGAGCGUGGCCACGCUCUGCCGCGUCUACCAUGCGCGCGAGGCCACACAGCGCCCCCGGGACUGUGAGGUGGAGAUGAUGGUUCAGCUCGUAGGCAUCAUGGUGGUGGCCACGGUGUGUUGGAUGCCCUUGCUGGUCUUCAUCCUGCAGACCUUGCUGCAGACGCUACCUGUCAUGAGCCCCUCCGGACAGCUGUUGCGGACCACGGAGCGCCAACUGCUCAUCUACCUACGCGUGGCCACAUGGAACCAGAUCUUGGACCCCUGGGUCUACAUCCUCUUCCGUAGGUCCGUGCUUCGACGCCUGCAUCCAAGGUUCACUUCCCAGCUCCAGGCUGUGUCCUUGCACUCACCCCCCACACAGGCCAUGCUCAGUGGACCCUGAAGGACGGUGCCAAUCAAAGCUGGGGUUCUUGGUGACUGCUAACGACCUGUCUCCUGUCCCAGGAGCCUGAAUGUUUGGUGGGAUGGAGUUACAACACAGGGCUGACUCCUGUGAACUACAAAGAUACCUCCUCCAUGCUAGGGAGAUCCUCCCUGGCCCCCUCCCCAGACUACUUGUCAGCUAGGAGGUUGGAGCAUAUGUGGGAGGUCCCUUGCAGGAAUCUAUGGUUACACAGAGAGAACCUGGAGUGCCGAUGGCAUCUCCCAUCUUGCCAUAGUCCGCGUCUGUCUCAGCCCCGUUGUCCCGGGGUUGUCCCGGGGCUUCAUGUUUGUUCCUUUAGGCUCAAGGAUCAUCGGCCUUGGGUGUUGGAAGCACCCACUGUGGUCCCAGUAGCUGGCUCUGGAGUUACCAACCUCUCCGUGUUUACUGAGCCCCCUCCCCCCACGGCUAUCCAACACACAUGCUCAAUAAAUGGUUGAAUGUCCGGGUAUACAGCAGGUGCUCAACCAAGCGUC
Rattus norvegicus (Norway rat) is the source of this 6245-nucleotide messenger RNA. The record is from RefSeq and is a predicted model, not a curated record. Lineage: Eukaryota; Metazoa; Chordata; Mammalia; Rodentia; Muridae.